AUGGCUUACGAUGGCUACCGUUCGACCCCUAACCCUUACCAGAUGGGCAAUAUGGCCUCCGAUCAGGAUCCUUACGGCCCACCGCAUCCUCCAUAUCCCUCUCGCCACGAACACGACUACCUGAACAUGCCCCAACCGCAGAUGCCUCCGCUCGCAUCGGCUACCCCAAGCAUGGAGCCGCCAUAUCCAGAACCUCCCCGCCCGGAGAGUACGAACUCGGGCCAUUUGAACGAUGCUGUCAAUUCUGCUGUCCAUAGUAAUGAGUCUUCCGCCUACUUGUCCCCCGACGUCUUGCAGCAAAUCACCGCGACCGUGAUCCAGCAACUCAAAGCUAGUGGCUUGGAGAAUAGCAAUUUGUCUGGGUCUGGGUCUGGUCAGCCUCCUGCUCGAUCGCAGUCACUACAGCCUCCAUACUCUGCGGCCGACUUAGCUCCCCGACCACACUCCGAGUCUCCACCGAUUGCUUCUCAGAGAAGCGGGUCAACGCCGUUCGUCGAUCCGAUGUCGAAGAGCUUUGAUACGCAGCCAUAUGUGCCCCCAUCCGAGUACUCAAAUGAUACUCGCACAAGGUCACAGGAGUCAUUUUCCCGGCGCCGUGAGUCGGUGUCUAGUCAUGGAAGCCAGGCAGCACGCCCCAAGGGUCCGGAGCGUGACACGACGGUGAUGGAGAUGACGACGCUAGAGAGGAUCUGGGGAAAGCUUUUUGAAGACGGAAAGCCUACAAAGAGGCUUGGUCAAUUUUUGCGUGGAAUUGCAAUGCACUUGAUCGAAGAUUACCCACCGGGAAAUACCCUUGUCAUUGUCCCUGAAAAGCUGCAAAAGUUUUAUGCGGACACAAAUGUUUCGCUAGAUAACUAUCCUUGGAAAGACAUAUUUGAUGACCGCACCUCCUCCAUCUCGAGACUGUUCCGCGACGUGAAAGUGGAACACCACCUGGUCCAAUCGGCUGAUCUCCAUGAACGACCUGAUAUCCCAGGACUGACCCCGAAAGGAUUUGAAAAAUGGGCCACCAUGAUGAUUCAAGCCCAUCCGGAUCGGGAAUACGAGCGCUUGCAGAAGGCUGUACUCAACAUGCCGAUCAGCAAUCCCGAUGACAAGAAAGAGCGGUUUCCGAAAGAGAUCCCACGCCGACUCUUCCCUGACACCGCUGAUAUUCAACUAAGAGAGGAGACCGAGGAGUACAUAAUGAAGCACUGUGGAGUUGAUCUGCCUCGCAUCACUGAAAAGGAACGCGAGCUCUCACGACCACCGACUGCAAAGAGAUCCCCCGAGCCAGCCAUUUCAUCCACCGGCCGAGCUCGAUCAUACGAACGAGGACGUCCUCCACCCACAGCCUCUGCCGCAUCAUCCUCGGCUGUAAUUGAUGACGAAGAUGACGAAGUAACACCCUCAGUCUCCAUCGAGCGAGAAAGAAAGCCCUACAGCGCCCACCCAGGAGGCGGAAAGCAAUACAAAGAGUCCGGCCCAGGCCACUCUCGCACUGGCAGCUCAACAGGCUCCUUCUCCACAUCCAGACCAGCAGAUAUCACAGGCACAGCCUCGACGCCCUCACAGCACCGACCAGCGGAGAAGUUUGACCGCGAAUCCCGCUACGGCCGAACUGGCUCCGGCCCGGCUUCUCGACGAUUCUCGCGAACAUCCCGCAGCUCGUCUCGCGGGAUGAACACACGUUCCGGCGACUAUCGACACUCGGAAAGCGACCUGCACAGCAGCCGCGACAACGCUCCCCGAUACGAGGGCAUAUCUGCCGCGGAUUUAUACAUGGAUUCUCCAACUUCUAUCCUGCCUGAUGGGGAUGAUAGCCGUCGGUUCAAAGAUCAUCGCAGCAGUCGCAGCGGUGAUGACUAUUAUCGCGGUAUGCUUGGUGGACACGGUGGUGGGCCCAAGUACUACCACUGA
Molecule: messenger RNA, 1899 nt
Organism: Penicillium manginii
Lineage: Eukaryota; Fungi; Ascomycota; Eurotiomycetes; Eurotiales; Aspergillaceae
Exons: 3
Coding region: 1-1899 (632 amino acids)
Source: RefSeq, a predicted model, not a curated record